Messenger RNA from Mus pahari (shrew mouse), 2113 nucleotides. RefSeq names its product HIRA interacting protein 3 (gene Hirip3). The record is from RefSeq and is a predicted model, not a curated record. The coding region runs from base 1 to 1626 and encodes 541 amino acids. Gene Ontology annotation, cellular component: nucleus. The transcript is spliced from 7 exons. Lineage: Eukaryota; Metazoa; Chordata; Mammalia; Rodentia; Muridae.
AUGGCGCCGGGAGAUGAGAUGCAAAAAUUCACUCGCAGCUUCUUUCGCUCUUGCCCCGACCUCAGAUGCAUAGACUCGGUUACGCACUCCGUGCGACAGAAAAUUUUGAUUCACGUGGGUCGGGAUCAUCUUGAACCUGAGGAGAAGCAGGCGUUGAAGCGGCUGGUGGAGGAGGAGCUGCUGAAAAUGCAGGCGGAUGCUGGAACCAGGGAAGGAAAACCAGACUUUAUCAAAGUGAAGAGGUCUCCUGCUCCCUGCAGUGGCCCAGAGAAGAAAAGGUUCCGCUUCAAUUCGGAGUCAGAAUCCAGCUCUACGCCAUCCAGUCCAGACCAUUCAGGACCCUCAACAAAGAACAGGACAACCAAGAAGACAUGUCUAGGAAGAACCUUAAAGAAAGCAGUUGAGAGCUCAGAUGAAGACCUCCAAACAGAGCUGGGUGCAGAGAUGGGACUGGAGGAGAGCAGUAAGGAGGAAGCAGAGGGCUCUGUCAGAUCAGGUGAGAUAACCGAGGAAGAGGAGGACGGGAGAAAAGAACAGAAGGGCGGCCUUAGAAAGCAAGCCGGGGCCAAGGACAAGCAAGGACCACUCCAGGCAGCCAGGAAGCAGGUUAGGGAAGAGAGUGGGAGCAGUGAGGAGGAGGCUGUGUGGCCGAGAGCAAAGGUGGAGGGAAGCACAGGUGCUAACCGCCUGGAGGAGAGUGAAGAGAGCGGAGAAGAGAGCCCAGCUAAGAAGAAAGAGCAUAGCGAGCCCAGAUGGAGAAGUAACAGAGCAGGGAGACCAACCAGGGAGAGAAAGAGCUAUAAGCAGAAAAGCAGGCCUGGGAGGGCAACUGGGGGCUUGGGAGACAGCGAGGCAGAGAAGGAAGGGGGCACAGUAAGCAGUGGGGACAGCAGUGAGGAGGAAGAAGAGCACACAGUGAAGGUCAGGACCCAGGCCGAGAGUGGGAGGAGGCAGAGCACAAGCACCGUGGAUGACAGUAACAGCACACAGGAGCAAGCAGCAGUUCAAGGCACUACAAAGUCAGGCAGCAGUAAUGGUGACAGUGCUACAGAGAGGGAAGUGAGUGACUCCCAGGCAGGACAAAACACCAAAGAGGAGAGGAAGAGCCGCUCUUCCAACAAGAGCUCCAAGAACGGCAAGGCCCGAAGUUCCUCAUCUUCAUCAGAUUCAAGUCCAGAACCCACAGGUCAUAAGGCCGUCUCUCAUCGCUGUGGAGAGGACCACCCAGCUGUGGCUAGACUAAAGCGUUACAUUCGAGCCUGUGGUGCCCACCGAAACUACAAAAAGCUGCUGGGCUCCUGCAGAUCCAACAAGGAGCGCCUGAGUGUCCUCAGGGCUGAGCUGGAAGCACUGGGCAUGAAGGGAAAUCCUUCCUUGGAGAAGUGUCGCGCUCUGAAGCUGCAGCGGGAAGAGGCUGCUGAAGUGGCUGCCUUGGAUGUUGCCAACAUCAUCAGCAGUACAGGCCGGCCACGAAGACGAAAUGCCUGGAACCCUUCAGGGGAAAGAAUCUCCCCGGGAGAGCUUUAUCACCGAACCCUGGACUCUGAAGAGGAGCGGCCACGCCAAGCACCUCCAGACUGGUCCCAUAUGCGUGGCAUCAUCAGCAGUGAUGGUGACAGCAGCUGAACUCCAUGUCCACAAUGGACCUUACCCUGUUAUACAAGAGCCUGUUCAGUGGAAGCAACUUCCAAAGACAGACUACAGUAGCAGGAUCCAAGUUAUUGGCAUACUAGUCAAUUUCCUGUUCUCUAAGAUGGCUUUGGGGUUCAUGUGCAAGCAUCCUCUCCAGGCAUUUGAGGGGACUGUUGUUUUGUUUUUAAAGACUCAAUAAAAGAAUGUUUGUAAUUACUUCAUCCAAACUGCACCCAAACCGUCAUCCCCUGUCCUUUGGGGCCAAGAAUUUGGGAAGUAGCCCUUGCUACCAGGCAGUAGUCUAAUUCUCUCUUAUCGAUUCCAGAGUUGUCCUAGCCCCUGGACUGUGUCAUUCAGUCUGUCACCAGACUGUAUCAGAGAGGAUAUGGCACUUCCUCCUCCAGUGUGACCAAUCUGGCCUUAACAAUGUAAAGUUUACUCCAAGAAUGUAUGCCUAGCAUGAAUAAAGCCCUGGGUCUCA